Molecule: messenger RNA, 2159 nt
Organism: Nanorana parkeri
Lineage: Eukaryota; Metazoa; Chordata; Amphibia; Anura; Dicroglossidae
Gene: EIF2B5
Product: eukaryotic translation initiation factor 2B subunit epsilon
Exons: 16
Coding region: 49-2142 (697 amino acids)
Biological process (GO): biosynthetic process
Cellular component (GO): eukaryotic translation initiation factor 2B complex
Molecular function (GO): translation initiation factor activity; guanyl-nucleotide exchange factor activity; translation initiation factor binding
Source: RefSeq, a predicted model, not a curated record
ACAGGGAGUACGGUGGCCGGAAAGGCUAAGGACAGAAGCGUGAGAGAUAUGGCUGCGCGGCUCGGGAAGCGAGGUGCAGGAGGAGAUGAUGAGUCGCCUCCUUUGUAUGCCGUGCUAAUAGCGGACAGCUUCAACAAGAGGUUUUAUCCGAUUACUAAGGACCGGCCACGGGCUCUUUUACCACUUGCAAAUGUGGCGUUAAUAGAUUAUACACUGGAAUUUCUUACUGCCACUGGCGUUAAAGAAACAUUUGUUUUUUGCUGCUGGAUGGCAAAUGAGAUUAAAGAACAUUUAAGGAACUCCAAAUGGUGUCGACCUACCCACUCCAAUGUGGUGCAUGUAGUGACCUCUGAACUUUACCGCUCACUUGGAGAUGUCCUCAGAGACGUGGACGCGAAGUCUUUAGUCCGAUCAGACUUUCUGUUGGUCACUGGGGAUGUGGUAUCUAAUAUAAAUAUUGAAGCAGCUUUGGAGGAGCACAGGACUCGUCGGAAAUUGGAGAAAAAUGUUUCAGUAAUGACCAUGAUCCUCAAAGAGUCCUCCCCGGGUCACCGCACAAGGUGUCAGGAGGAUGAUGUUAUCAUUGCUAUGGAUAGCAAGACGAAACGAGUUCUACAUUACCAAAAAAGCCAGGAGUUGAAGCGAUACCACUUUCCAAAAAGUAUCUUCCAGAGCAAAGCAGAUGAAAUAGAGCUGCGCCAUGAUUUGUUAGACUGUCAUAUUAGCAUUUGUUCCCCUCAGGUAGCAGAGCUGUUUACAGAUAACUUUGACUACCAAACAAGGGAUGACUUCGUUCGCGGCAUCCUUAUUAAUGAAGAGAUUUUGGGGAAUCAGAUCCAUCUUCACGUGACUCAGGAAGAGUAUGGUGCUCGUGUUUCCAACCUGUCCAUGUAUGAAGCUGUAACUUCAGAUAUUCUUUGUCGCUGGCUCUACCCUAUAACUCCUGAAAUGAACUUCACUGACCAAGAGACACAGAAUUACACUCACUCCCGUCACAAUAUUUACAGAGGGUCAGAGGUCAGCCGUGGCCAUGACAGCAUUCUGCACGAGAAUAUUUUGAUCGGCAGUGGCACAACAAUUGGGGCCAAGUGUAACAUAACAAAUGCCAGCAUUGGAAGAAAUUGCAGAAUCGGUGAUGGAGUCAUUCUGGAUAAUGUGUACAUUUGGGAUGAUGUUCACAUUGAAGAUGAUGUCACAGUUAAAAAAUCCAUUAUUUGCAAUAAUGUUAUUGUGAAGAAAAGCGUGGAGAUUAAUCCACACUGUGUCCUGACUUCAAAGGUCAUUGUUGGCCCUAAAUUUAGUCUGCCAAAGAACACAGUCAUUUCACUACAUCAUCCAGAUGAGGAUGAAGACGAUGAUGAUGAAUUUAGUGAUGACUCAGCCACUGGUAAAGAGAAGGACAAGUUAAAAGUCAAAGUUUACAACAAGGAGGAAGUUGGAUUAGAAGGAGAAGGCUAUGUGUGGAAAUCUUCAGAUAUGCCAGAUGACAUGGACGAGGAGGAGGCAUUGCAGAGAAGUCUGUGGGGCCUCACCAUUAUCAAUGAAGAGGACACUGACAGUGAAAGUGGAAAAAGUACAACUUCAGAGCAAAUGGACAGUCGGCCAUCUUCACCUCUUCUAGAUGACAUUAAAGUUUUUCAGAAUGAGGUUUUGGGAACACUACAGAGGGGUGUAGAGGAGAACAUCUCAUGUGAAAAUCUCCUUCUAGAAAUCAACUCUCUCAAACACGCCUACAACAUCUCUCUUGUGGAAGUCAUGCAAGUUUUAUGCAAGGUGGUUUUAGAGUUCCCUUUGCAGCAGUUGAAUGGAGUGCUUGAUGUCAAUCCUUACUGCAGUACUUUGCUACCUCUUUUGAAGAAAUGGACUCCACUUUUCAAGAACUACAUAAAGCGUGCUUCAGAUCACUUGUGCUGUCUUGUAGCUAUGGAAGAAUUCUUUCUGGACCACGAGUCCCUUUGGGCAGCAAUUGCAAAGGUUCUAAUGGGAUUUUACCAGCAAGAUGUGCUAGCAGAAGAGAUGAUUCUCCGCUGGUUUUCACAAACAGACAUAACAGACAAGGGAAGGCAGCUGCGUAAAAAGCAAGCACUGCAGAAGUUUAUACAGUGGUUGGAAGAAGCUGAGGAGGAAUCAGAUGAUGAGUAAUCAGAUGAUAGUGGUAU